AAGAAAAAGAAAAAAAAAAAAGCCAGCUCGACCGGACCGAGCCGAGCCGAUUGGACAAUUGAAGCCACUGACUACUAGCCAAUGUCGCCCUUCCUCACGUCACGCGCCCCCCCCCCCCGGCGACCCCUCAACGGCUCGACCGUACCGUAUUACAUCCCACCCCCCCCUCUCUAUCUCUUUCUCUUUCUCUCUCCUCCUUACCCCUACUCUUACGGUUCAUGCCCCCGGCACACCUCAUCGCCGCAUCAACACUUAUCUCUCCUUCUUCUCUUUUCUCCUUUUUCUCCUCAAUACCACAAAAACCCUCCAUACACACCACCACCACCAACGUAAAUUCAUCCAUAUCUCGCCGCCGCCACCACCAUGGGCGACUUAACGGACACUCUGAUGCCGUCAACGACUCCUCCGAUUCCAACCCUAGCUUUAUCUGCGCCUAACGCUGCUACUCCGCAGUCCUCGCGUCCGUUACCUGUCCGCGAAGAUUGUUGGAGCGAGGACGCCACGUCGACGCUCAUCGACGCCUGGGGCCGCCGUUACAUGGAGCUUAACCGCGGGAAUCUCCGUCAGAAAGACUGGCAGGACGUGGCUGACGCCGUUAAUGCUCUCCAUGGCCAUACCAAGAAAACGCACCGUACUGACGUUCAGUGUAAGAAUCGCAUCGAUACGAUUAAGAAGAAGUAUAAGAUCGAGAAGGCUAGGGUUUCUUCCUCUAACGGAACCCUGACUUCGUCGUGGAUUUUCUUCGAUCGUCUCGACUCUUUGAUCGGAUCUAAUGUGACGGUUAAGAAGCCGACUUCUUCGACUCCGGUUCCGAUUCAGAUUCAACAUCCUCCGUUGUUGUCUCAGUCUCCUCCGGUGGGGGUUCCGUUGUAUUACAAGAAAGCGAUGACGCCGUCUCCGUCCAACGCUGUUGUGGCCGCCUUGCCGCAGAAGAGGCCGUCUCCGGCUAUGGACGAGGGGUUCUUCAGGAGGAAUUACUCGGCUAUGGCUGCUGCGGCCGCGGCGGCUGAGGCGGACGAUGUGGAGGAUGAGGAGGAGGAGGAGGAGGACGACGAAGAGGAGGGUGAUGUGGAGGAGAGAGAGAGCGAAGAGGUUGUGGUGGAGAGAGAGGGGAUGAGGAGAUUGGCGAGGGCGAUAGAGAGGUUUGGAGAAGUGUAUGAGAGAGUGGAGAGAGAGAAGCUGAGGCAAAUGGUGGAGUUGGAGAAGCAGAGGAUGCAAUUCGCUAAGGACUUGGAGGUGCAGAGAAUGAAUAUGUUCAUGGACACACAGGUUCAGCUCGAGAGGAUCAAGCAUGCCAAGCGUUCCCGAUCGAAUGACAUGUACAGCUAGCCAUGUGAAGACAGCUUUACCUGGGAAGCAUAUGUAGUAUCCUGAGUUCACAGAUGGUUUCAACGAAGUACAUAUUGGUCCAGCUGAUACUGGCAUGCAGAUGAGGUUGUUAAGAGUUAAAUCCAAAAUCAUCUUAUUUUAUUUGACCCAGCCUCCUUUUGUUUUCCUACUUAUUAUAAAGUUAAUUUGGGCAGCUGCACUAGGCCUAAAAAUAUUUGAUUCUAGCUGUAAUAACCUCUUAAUUUAAACUGCUCUAGUUUUCUGGCUUCAUUGUCUUGCAUUAUAUAUUAUAUAUAAGUUA
Quercus lobata is the source of this 1630-nucleotide messenger RNA. RefSeq names its product trihelix transcription factor ASIL2-like. Gene Ontology annotation, molecular function: transcription cis-regulatory region binding. The transcript has 2 exons. The record is from RefSeq and is a predicted model, not a curated record. The coding region runs from base 364 to 1329 and encodes 321 amino acids. NCBI's taxonomy places the organism in Eukaryota, Viridiplantae, Streptophyta, Magnoliopsida, Fagales, Fagaceae. Gene Ontology annotation, cellular component: nucleus.